CCCGUUUCCAUCCUUGUCUCGCUCCCGCAAGUGCAGUGCCCGUCACGAUGCCUCCUCCAAAGAAAGCCGAUCCACCACACAAGAUGGUCUUUACUGCUAACUCCCUGCGCAACACGACGAUCGCUGUCGAUGACGACACACUAUACUACGAGAUCGUCACUCGUUUCUGGCACCCUACUAUCACAAAGAUCAAGAAACUCGAUAUCGACUCUCAGCAGAUGAUCACCGUCGCCGAGAUCGAGCGAGAACCCAAGCGCGAGCCUCGCGUACGAUUUGGCCUCGAUAAGGAUGAGAACGCAGCAUGGACCGACGCACGGGAGUGGCUUCACUACACGCCGAAGAAAACCAGAGGUGGUGUCUUUAACUCCAACUCCGGCGUCUCUUAUCGCUGGAAAACGCACAAUCGACAAUUACAGUUGAUUCGAGCAGAUGGUGACAACAAAGAGCCUCUAGUUAUCAAGCACAAACACAAGCGUCACUUCUUCGUUAUGCGUAUGUCCAAGCACGCCUGGCUAGAAAUCAAACCCGAGGUCGUAGAAUCCCUCGAACAACUCAUAGUGAGCUAUAUUCUCGUCGAGCGGAGACGGAGAGACUCGCACCCGCGCGUCGAGCUCAAACUCUCAGCAGACUAAUCUUAAACAAGUUCUUCACACUCGGCACACCAUUUUUCGCAUAGUGGGAGAUCAUUCGAGUAUAGUAGCAUAUCUGGCUGCGUUAUCAGAUUCCUCCUCCAGUACCGAUUCCAGCAUUAUCUACCUACAUACGUUCCAGACUCUCACAGCAAUGCAAGCUCCGCAUGGCAUGAUUGAAAACCCUCGUCGCUCCCGUUAUUAUUACUCUCAUGUGUCUCUUCUUGAUUCACACAUUACUAUAGUUUACUCUGUCUAAUUCCGGGACGGAAGAAGUAGUACUUGUGCCGUGGUAGGUACCAGUGCUGAGGAGAUGUACGUGUACAUAUUGGGAUUUGCUUCUGGGUUCACGCAAUUUCUUUCGUUCCUUU
Molecule: messenger RNA, 1000 nt
Organism: Fomitiporia mediterranea MF3/22
Lineage: Eukaryota; Fungi; Basidiomycota; Agaricomycetes; Hymenochaetales; Hymenochaetaceae
Exons: 4
Coding region: 48-632 (194 amino acids)
Source: RefSeq, a predicted model, not a curated record